Beta vulgaris subsp. vulgaris (sugar beet) is the source of this 1597-nucleotide messenger RNA. RefSeq lists its product as hypothetical. The transcript has a single exon. The record is from RefSeq and is a predicted model, not a curated record. Bases 244 to 1479 code for a protein of 411 amino acids. Gene Ontology annotation, molecular function: glycosyltransferase activity. NCBI's taxonomy places the organism in Eukaryota, Viridiplantae, Streptophyta, Magnoliopsida, Caryophyllales, Amaranthaceae. Gene Ontology annotation, cellular component: membrane.
GAUAUCAUAUCAUACAAUGCACAAGUAUAUUUGGUUCGAUAUAUUUCCAGAAGAAUAAAGAUGAAAUAUCUUUAUUAACUUUUAUGCAACUUUCCUCUUCUUCUUAUUAAAUAUAAAUAUUUUCUUUCUAUUUUUUGUUGCAAUAAUUCUUUACACUUUCCUCAAACAGCUGAAUGAACUAGUGUAAGCUAGUGAGAUACACACAUACAAUAGUACUAAUGUGAUUAUCCUAGAGAAAGGGAGAUGCUUACUCCUAACCCUUUCUCUCUCUUUUGUGCAAUCCUUCUUUGUUUUCCUCUUGCCAUUGUUUUCACUAUUUCCUCUAACUCAUCCACCAUUGUUACUCCUAUUACUGUCACUCAUAGCCGUCUCAUUUUAGCAACUAUUCUCUCUCCUCCUCCGCCGCCACCGCCUUUAUCAUCACCUCCUCCUCCUCCUAAACCCUCUAAAACCCUUGCUACCAAUGAAACUACUCCAAAAGAACAUAUCAUUAAACAAGUGAGUUCGCCACCACCUCUUAUUCCUAAGGAUGAUAAGGGUGAUGUGGACUUAUUUAAACGCGCUUAUAAGUUCAACCCUAAUCCAACUCGAGGCCACCUGAAAAAGGUGGCCUUUUUAUUCUUGACUUCUGCUCCACUUCCUUUCGCGCCACUCUGGGAGUUGUUCUUCAACCAGAGUGGCGCGAGGAGCAGAAGUCAGUACAACAUAUACAUACACGUUGACCCUAGGUAUCGAUACGACCCACCUUUUACAGGGGUCUUUUCAGGGCGCGUCAUACCCUCUUCUAAACCCACGCGCCGUAACACACCAACACUCAUUACAGCAGCACGUCGGUUAUUAGCCCACGCGCUCCUCGACGACCCUGACAACCACAUGUUCACUCUCCUCUCAGGCGCGUGUAUUCCAAUACACUCUUUCAACUUCACCUACAACACUCUCGUUACCUCGAACAAGAGCUUUAUUGAGAUCCUAAGCAAUGAAUCAACCGCGUAUGGUAGAUGGGUAGCGCGUGGAGAGGACGUGAUGCUUCCUGAAGUCACUUUCGAUGCGUUCCGUAUCGGGUCCCAAUUCUGGUCUCUCACGCGCAACCAUGCGCGCGUGGUAGUGGGUGACAACAGAUUAUGGCGGAAAUUUAGGUUGCCAUGUGUAACAGACAGCACGUGCUAUCCUGAAGAGAAUUACUUCCCUACAUUGUUAUCCAUGGUGGACCCACACGGGGUGGUCCCCGCAACUCUUACUAACGUCAACUGGCGAGGACAGAACGAUGGUCACCCGCGGACAUAUAAUGGGUCAGAGGUGGACCCCAGCUUGAUCAGAUGGCUACGAGAGAGUAAGCCUAGAUAUGGUGAUAUGAGAAUCAACGGCUCUGAUUUGUCUGUCAUGGACAGGUGGGACCCAUUCUUGUUUGCUAGGAAGUUUGCUUCUAAUUGUGUAGACCCAUUGUUGAAUAUAGCUAAGGAUGUUCUUUUCAAAGAUUAGGAUAUUCUCUAAAAAAAAAUUAACAAAAGAAAAUACUACAAAUGUGAUUUUUUUUUUUUUCAUUUUUGAAUUUGGUAAAGUUUGCAAGUGUAAGAAAAAAAAAUAGUAAGAUUUUUCA